Linnemannia hyalina is the source of this 2898-nucleotide messenger RNA. The record is from the annotation of a GenBank genome assembly. Lineage: Eukaryota; Fungi; Mortierellomycota; Mortierellomycetes; Mortierellales; Mortierellaceae.
AUGGAAGAACCCACCGCUGCCACAGCCAUCGAAGAACAGCAACAGCGCCCAGCACCACAGACAGCCGGUCAGUGGGGUGUCAAGGAGUAUGUCAACCCUAACGCCGAAGGGGUCUGGGCCUCAGAGCGACCCGUCUACGAGUGGAAGGAGGACUACACCGACGAGACCGCACCAGAUAACGCCGAACUCGAACAUGAGCUCUUUGACGAAGAGAACCGCAUCAACGCCGGUAUCUACUUUGACAAGUACAAGACCAUCUCUGUCAGCGUCAAGGGCGCUCCUGAGAACCGCCGAUUCAAGGAACUUGCCUUGCACCCCACGAUCCUCGAGAACAUCGUCAGGAUGAAGUACAAAGAACCCACUCCUAUCCAGCAACAUGCCACCCCACUGCUCUUCGCCGGCUAUGAUAUCCUGGCCUGUGCCCAGACGGGAUCCGGAAAGACAACAGCCUUCCUUACGCCGAUCCUCUCAAAGCUGCUCUCAAAGCUGUCCAAGGCACCAUCACAGAACCGACCUGGAGCCAGACGCACCAAGGCCACUCCUCUCGCUCUGAUCAUUCUACCUACCCGAGAGCUUGGCAUUCAAAUGUUUGACUCUGCUCGCUCUUUCGCAUACAGAAGUCGCUUGCGCCCGGUCGUGAUAUACGGAGGGGCUGACAUGAAGUCCCAGAAGGAACAGCUUUCCAGGGGCUGUGAUAUCCUGAUUGCCACUCCUGGCCGACUCAUUGACGCGAUCGAAAGGGGGCUGGUCAGUUUCACCAAGGUCAAGUAUGUCAUCUUGGACGAGGCUGACCGUAUUUUAGACAUGGGAUUCGAACCUUCUAUUCGUCAGAUCAUGAUGGCUUCUGAUAUGCCCAAGGAUGAGAGCCUGCAAACCGCGCUCUUCAGUGCCACAUUCCCAUCCAGCGUCCAGGUCCUCGCACGUGAAUUUCUCAAGGAUGACUACAUCCGUGUUCGCGUCGGAAGAAUCGGAGGAACUACGAGCGACAUUAUGCAAAAGGUGGUCAAGCUGGAGGAAUACCAGAAGGAGGAGACCUUGAUCAACCUGCUCUUGUCCCAGCCUCCUUCGCGCACCGUGAUCUUUGUGAACAGCAAGCUCAGGGCUGAUAACCUGGACGAUGUCCUCUAUAACAAAGACUUCCCUUGCAUCUCGCUCCACGGUGACCGCAACCAGCGCGAGCGUGAGGCCGCUUUGAAUGCCUUCAAGACCGGUCGAAGCCCUAUCCUGAUCGCCACCUCGGUCGCCUCUCGUGGCCUGGACAUCAAGGACGUUCUUCAUGUGAUCAACUACGACCUCUGCGACGAGAUUGACGAGUAUGUGCACCGGAUCGGACGCACCGCCAGAGCCGGCAACCCAGGCCUCGCCACGACCUUCUACACAGACAAAAACACCGUCAUUGCUUCUCAGCUGGUCAAACUCUUGGUGGAGUGCCAGCAAGUCGUCCCUGAAUUCCUUCAAGAAUUUAUGGAUGAAACAACAGCCUACGAAGAUGCCGACUUUGUAAAGGAAGACGAAGAUGGCGGCUUCGGGGUCUCUGGAGACGGUGCAACCAAAGAAGACGGCGUGUCGGCCUGGAGAGCAGUUGACUAUCGAGCUCAAGUCUUUGACGGUGGCGAUGUGGGUACUCCUGCCAAGGUAGCAACUAUCUCCGCGAGCAAUGAUUGGGGCACCCCCAAAGGGGCAGUUACCUCUUCUGGUGAUGACUGGGGUACUCCCCUUGCCAAGGCGCCAGCUGAGGCAAGCCAGGACGGCUGGGCUGCAACUGCCAAUUGGUCACCUUUGGCUUAUGGAUACCUCUCGCUUGUGAUGGCCGGGAGGGUGGCCAAGUACACAGGACAGUACAUUACAAGGAAAACCCCCAAGGAGCAACCCUUCAUGAUUGGAGUCGCCGUAGCGAUGCUGUACCCGGUCAUUGAGACCGUCAGUAUCCGCCAAUACCGCCUCUUCAUGAACACCUGCCUGAAGAUGAUCAAUAUCUGGGCCGGGCUUGGGUCAGAGUCCAAGAGAGCCAAAUGGGCGACACAUGUUCAGGGACAAGGAUGGCAGGGGUACUGGAUCCCGUUUCAGGAUCAGGUCAACCCCGUUGGUGCGAUUAAGAGGGGCGAGGGGGAAGUGAAUAUUCCCAAGACGACGGUUGUUGGAUCUGGAUGUGAUAUUGUAUUGUUGGCAGUUCAUGGAGGUGGAUUUAUUGACGGUAAUGCGCUUAUGUUUCUGGAUUAUUUCAGGAAGUUGAUGAAGAGUGUGCAGCAAGCCCAGGAUGUUAAGAUUGGUAUCCUCUCGGUUGAGUAUGGUUUGUCACCAGAGAACCCAUUCCCAGUAGCAUUGAACGAGAUCACUGCCGCCUACCAGGAUCUUGUCAAGCAGUAUGGAGUCAACUCAAAGCGCAUCAUCAUCUUCGGCGAUUCGGCAGGAGGAAACUUGUGUCUCUCAGCAUCCCUCAAACUACGCGACGCGCACCAAGACUUAGGCGCCCCUGCAGGACACGUCCUAAUCUGCCCCUGGGUCCGAAGCCCCGAACCCCUCCACUCCUCCCUCUACGAUGUCGUCAGCGCCGCCGGUUGCGAACUGUAUAUCGAAGCCUACACUCAAAACAAGCCCGAGAACCUCGCCUCUCCUUACACAUCACCCUUCAACAGCCCGACGCUUGCAGGACUAUCGCCCAUGCUCGUGUUUAUUGGCGGAGUCGAGAUCCUGAGAUCGUCGAUUGAGGAGUUUGUGGAGCUUGCGAGGACCGAGGGUGGGGUGGAUGUCAAGACUGUGGUGGCGGCUGGGAGGUCGCAUAAUUAUUUCUUGUUGGAUGAUAUUUCGACUGCGAAGGAUAGGGAGGAGUCUUGGGCGGCUAUUGGAGAGUUUGUGAGUACUGCCCAUCAAUGUCGUCUCGCCUCUCUUGAGAACUGA